GAUCAAGCCACUAGUUUGUCAUCUUUGCCUUUCGCGGUAUUUAACGUAUCUACUUAACUGAGACGAUCUUAACUGUUAUAUAUAAUUGAAAUAAUUACUAAUAGGCUGCUGCUCCUUGAUAUUAUAUUGCCUUUGUGAAUAGGAAAAAAAUUGGGUUCGCCAGAUUCAAUAUAAUUUUUCUAUUAAAUAAUAAGUUUUCAGUAUGCACCACCACAAUAUGACCCACCACAGACCAGCAAGUCCCACAUCAAGGCAAGGAAAUGAAAUGGCUGCUACAAGUUUAAGAGAUCUUCAAGCUGGCACUCAUGGCAGUGGCUUUUCGGAUCCAGCACAAAGACUACGUUUACUGUGCUUAUCUAGAGGAGCCCAAGGUAUCUUGGGCUUAGGUAGGGUGUUUCGUAGGAUGGACAAGGAUGGUAAAAAGGAUUUGAGCUUGGAAGAGUUUUCUUUGGGCCUUAAGGAAAUGCAACUGCAGAUUAGUGACGAGGAAAUUCAAGAGAUGUUUGAUAACUGUGAUAUUGAUGGCACCGGGACCAUUAAUAUCGACGAGUUCUUGUUUCAAAUUAGGCCUCCUCUAAGUGAUGCCAGGAAAAAUAUCAUUAAAGAAGCGUUUGAUAAAAUGGAUAAAGCACACGAAGGUGAAAUUACUAUUGGAGCUUUGAAAAGGGUCUACAAUGUAGACUCUCAACCGAGAUAUAUUUCUGGAGAAGAUUCCAGAGAAGAUAUUUUGGACAAACUUUUGGACAAUUUUGAUCAUGAUGCUACUAGAGAUGGAAAGGUGACCAAAGAGGAAUUUUUCAACUACUAUGCAGCAAUCAGUGCAUCAAUAGAGAAUGACUGCUAUUUUAAUUUGAUGAUGAGACAAGCUUACAAACUGUAAAAAGUGUAAUUAUAACUAAACUUUAGAAUCCCUAGAGUUUGCUUAUUUAUUAUUAACUAUUUCAUAAUAAAUUUAUUAAUGUUUGCAUUUAAAAUUUAAACAGUUACAGUUAUUUACUAACUUGCAAAUAUUUAUUUGUGAAAUAAUAGAAUUAAUGCUUUAAUAAUCUAACUGUUGUGUCAAAUUUUCUGUUAUGUGUCAACUGUUUAACUCCUCUUGCAUGAUUUUUAGAUAAUAUGUUCAUUUUAUUUUAAGUAUACUCUAGUUGGGCUGAUAUGCCCUUUAAUAAAACCCCAUUUGCCUUGUAGUACAGUGUAUUUCUGGAGUUUAGUUGUAUUCUUUAUUCUUCUUUCUUUAUCUCCUCAAGGCCUGCGAUAUCACACUGCAUGUUUGAUACUUCUAGUUCUUGGAUUUUUCAUUCAUAAUAUAAGUGUUACAUGUUCCAAUGCCAAUUUUGCCAAAUUUUAGCCUCUCCCAGAAUCCUCAAGUCAGAAUGUUAUAGGGCAUGUCCAUAGAGGCAUGUCCAUGUGACGUCACCAAUGAGUUUGACAGUCGCCCUGAGGAAAAACAACUCAUUUAUUUACAUUCGUGUAGAUUAGGCCGGUUAUGUUUUAUGCGGUUUUCACAGCUUUUUUACAAGUUUUGUGUUAUUUUGUUUUAAAAAAGUUAAAGUAAAGUGUUUAUGUUCGAGUCUAAGUGGUCUUUUAUCCUGAAGUUGGCUAGAUUUUUCUAUAAUGGAUUAAAUUCAGGUUUUUUCCAACAAAUAUCAAAACCAAGUGUCACAAGAACAAAUAUAUAAGUAUAGUUACUCUAUAUUCAAUCUAUUUUUCUGUCAGAUCUUCUCUUCUAACAACAUUAAUCAAUUUUUCUCUUCUUUCUUGAGCUAACAAAUCAAACCUCCCAUUUUUUUUUUAAUUGAUGGAAACCUAUGGAAGGAUAUUGUAUCCCUUGCGCUAUACUGCCACAAUUAACAACUAAACAAACUCUAGGCAUGUCCAAGAAACUUCUGAAUCACACAAAAGGUAUUUAUUUUAAAAAAUCUAACUAAAAACUUUAAAAAACCACUGUAAAUUAUAUCUUUGUUUUACCUCAAGGCGAUUGUCAAUAGUGUCAAACUGUCAGAUCGUGUACUUGCCCUAUUAGGCAAUUCAAACCACGUGACAUUUAAGAUGGCGUGGCGGCCACACAUGGGCCAAAAAACACAAAAAAAUAUCUAGUUUCUGCCCGAACUAAUAGUUUAGGUCCCUAGUCAACAAAUAUUUUAUUAAAUAAUGAAAAUCAAAGUUGUAAGCAAAACUGUAUGCAAAAUAAUUUAAAAUACGCAUAAAAACAUAUUUCAAAACAAACUUGCUUGGCCGCCACGUCACAUUGAAUUUUCCUUUUUGACAGAUGGAUUGAAUUGCCUAAUUGAAGGAGGUAAUUUGACAUUAAAACGCCAGGCGGACUGAAGAGUUGUACAGUAUCUUACUUUGUAUGUACCUUAAAGGUGCGUUUACACAUGCAUGGAUUUAGUGGCGCCAAUAAAAACUGGUGCGCCAGUAAAUUUUAUUAGCAAGUGUAAACAUGUACUUGCAUAAACAUUUUAUAUUUGCAUGCAUAGUCCAAAAAAGUCUGCAUCCUUCUGACAUCACUGGCGCCAGUGGUGACAAAUUCGUACAGAAAAUCAAAACUUGCAAGUGUAAACAAGUGCUUGCACGACGGCGUCCGCUCGCCAGUUUUUCGUUUGAUUUUCAUUUCGGUUGCUGCAAGUUCUCCUAGAAGUUUUGCAGAAGCAGCUAAAGUGGGUCGACGACCAAUCCAUGGUUCAACCCAGAAACGGCCAUUUUGUUGGUUGCGUUUCUUUUUCUGUAUUUCUUUUAUCUUUUUUUUUUACUAAAAGUUUAGCGACUAUUUUACAGGCUUCGGAAAGUUCACUCGACAUAGUGCACACUGAGAAAAGCCACUUUAAAAGUGAAACUGGCGUGCCACUUAUUUCUGUUUUUCACACAAAGUGUAAACCUUUACUGGCGUGCAAAUAGAACUGGCGCGACCACUGGCGCCACUAAAUCCAUGCAUGUGUAAACUCACCUUUAGUAUGUAAUAUAUCCAUCCACUUAAUUUUUUUAGGAUGAGUGGUUAUGGAAAUCUGAAGAGAGUAUGGUAGCCCUGAUAUACAGGGGUUGUCGUUAUGUAUGAAAACGGUCUAAUAUUUCAGAAAGCGCUUAAGAAAAAUGUACAAUAUUUCCUACAUGGGGGUUUUUGAGAAUGCCCGAUUCAAUUGUGGUGCAUAAACACAAGAAGUUAAAAUAUGUAUAACAAACCGCAAAAAAUUUUAGGAUUUUGAAAAAAAUAAAAAGACAAU
Ceutorhynchus assimilis (cabbage seed weevil) is the source of this 3221-nucleotide messenger RNA. Lineage: Eukaryota; Metazoa; Arthropoda; Insecta; Coleoptera; Curculionidae. The record is from the annotation of a GenBank genome assembly.